GAGAGCUUUUAUAUUUUGUUUGGUUCUCCGAUGAAUUCAGGUAGAGAGGUCAGCGAUGGUAGACUCACCGUGGAAGGUUUCUCAGUAGCCGCUCGAGCUUUUGCCGAUAAAUGGAAAAUUCAUAACCAAUCGUUCCCUCCAUGGUCAUGGGUUCCUCUGAUCAAUCGAACUCUACACCUUUCAAAUCAGCAGGAGGAAGGUUACUUGUCGCUAGAGGAAAUCCUCAUUCUCAGCUCACUUGAGGAAAGUCCAGAGGAUGAAUCUUUAAAUGUAGCUACUGACUGCUUGGAAAAAGAAGAAUCAGUUGAUCACACAAUCUUGGUUCAGAACCAAGAAAAUGAAGCACAUUACUAUGAUUUUCAUAUAGUUUACAGUUCAUCAUACAAGGUUCCUGUGUUAUAUUUUCGAGGAUACUGCAGCGGUGGACAACCUCUAUCUUUGGAUGUCAUUAAAAAAGAUCUGCCCUCAUGCUCUGUUAGUCUUUUGCAUGAAUCUAAGUGGACUUUUAUAACACAGGAGGAGCAUCCAUAUUUGAACAGGCCAUGGUUCAAGCUACAUCCCUGUGGGACUGAGGAUUGGAUCAAGCUGCUUUCCCAAAGUAGCAUCUCUACUGGAUGUCAGAUGCCAGUUGACUUGUACUUGGUUUCAUGGUUCUCUGUUGUCGGGCAGGUGGUUGGUCUUAGGAUCCCUCUUGAGAUGCUGAAUUAAUAGCCAUCUUCUGUUAUCAGACUAUAGGAUGUAAUUAGAUGCCAACAGCAAAGACGCUCGUGACUCUGGUUUCCUCUGCUCUGUUGGUUUACAUCUCUACUGCCAUUUAGGCUUUCUGGUAUUGAUACUGAUGAAUCUAUGAGUUGAAAUGAGGAGUCUCUCAGGUUCCCAAGUCCAUGGCUUUAUUUUAAUUAGCCAAUGUAAUUUUUGUCAAUACCUUUCAAUCUUGUCUUUUCUUUGUUUGUCUAGGAGAAUGAAGAAUAGAACAUUAGAUUAAGAGAAUCUGAUGAUGAGCUUUUAUGAACAGAUA
Camelina sativa (false flax) is the source of this 1018-nucleotide messenger RNA. Its product is annotated as ubiquitin-like-conjugating enzyme ATG10. Gene Ontology annotation, molecular function: Atg12 conjugating enzyme activity. Gene Ontology annotation, cellular component: cytosol. Gene Ontology annotation, biological process: autophagosome assembly; protein lipidation; protein modification by small protein conjugation. The record is from RefSeq and is a predicted model, not a curated record. NCBI's taxonomy places the organism in Eukaryota, Viridiplantae, Streptophyta, Magnoliopsida, Brassicales, Brassicaceae.